AUGAUAAAUAAUCUUAAGGGUUAUUUUUACAUAUACUCAUAGCCUUAUACGAACAUUUAACAGCACGCUCAGGUCAUAAAUAUUAUAUCCAUUUACUAACUCUUUGAUAUUAUUAUCUCAAUUAUUGAUGCAAGCACUUAAAAGGUGGAUAAUGCAAGAAUAAUGUUGAUAGUGAGAAUUAUUGUAUAAAUGAAUUAUAUGCAUAGAUUCAAGCAGGGUUAUUGGUUUUAUUUUGGUUGAUUUUUAAGUUUUUAAGAAAACUAAGAAAUGGAUUACUAAAUGUUGCUACUUUUACAUAUUUUAUUUUACUUUCUAUUUGCUGGACUGAAACUGACUAUUAUUUAUUUUAUGAAUUGAAUAAACCCUAUGCCAGUUAUACAGCUGAAAUCUAAACCCUUAUGCUAGGUUUGGUGUUAUUGCAAGAAUCUCAAAUAUGCUAAACAAUUUCUCUAUUAUUUUCGUUAUUUUACUCUCUUUUUCGGUAUAAAUUUAUCAUAAAAGAAUAGAAUCUAGAUAUUCUAACAUAAAAUCGAUAUUCUUUCUUCAAUUAGGAUAGUAUUAAUACACAUAGCAUUUUAAAUAUAUUUGUUGUAAUUGCCACAACAGAAGAAGAAAUUGAACAAUCAACUUGUAAUGUUGGGUCAAUAGUCCAACAAUUACCUUCCCAUAUAAAGCAACAGACAAUCUCAACCAAAUUAACAAUGGCGAAUUUCUACUUACCUGAAUCAACAAGAUUACGAGAUCAAAAAUAGAUAUACAUAACAAUUUAAAGAAAACGGAGUCAUUAUAUCUGAAGAUAACAGAUUGGACACCGAGAGGUAGAGCUUGGACUAGUUUUAUGAAAAUGUGUUGAAUAAUAUAUAAAUAGGAAUAUUUGUUAUAGACAACUUAUAAAGUGCAGUUAAGUCAAUAAACCCUUACAUGUCUCAUCUAGUAUUAAAGGAUGAUCAGUUAAGUGACGAGUUUCUGAAUACAGAGAUGUUUGAUUUUGGAAUUGCUUUUGAAGACAAUUUAACGGUUUUACCUAAAUUCCACAGAAGUAAAGACAUAGGCAAUUUUAUCAAAUUCAUGCAAACUCUUGAGUAAGUAUUUGAAUAAUUAUUAUUGUGCUUAGAGCAUAAAUUAUGAAAAUGGAAAUAUUGGACUAAAGGAAGUGUAAUUUUUUCAUAAAUCUAUGAAAAUCAAAACUCUGAUUGAACACCUGCUUCCAUUUUAGCAUUUUAAAUUCAGUCAAUGUCAAAACUUAAUAGAUUUCUCUCUCAAAAUAUACCUAAAAUAAGGUAUGUUUAAGUUAAUCCAAAAUUAGAUAAUCUAUAUACCAGUGUUGUGCUCUCCCCAAUAUUAUAAAGACACAAGCCUUAAUUAAUCUUAUUUGUAUCAGACCUUACUGAUGAACCAUUCAUGACACAAUUGAAUUAGUUUAAUUAAAAUAGUGAUAUAUUAGUCUCAGACAUAUCAUAGAAAAUUAAGUAACCUUUGAAUUGCACAAUUUCAAUGCUCGAAAUAACAAUAGUAUUUAUUAACUUUCUAUAUAGCAUUCUGUUCCAUUUGAAAUUCAGGAGAAGUUCUUAAAUCCAGCUCUUGCGGGUUGUAAAUUAUUGAUUAGUACAGCCAAUGAUAUUUUAGACUAUGUCACUAUAAGAAAAAAGGGAAAACUGGAGCUGUGUCAAAUGGAUGUUCAUAUAAGGUAAUCCAUAUAACAUAAAUUUAAAUUAGGGAAUUCGUUACUGAUUCAAUAAACAUUAUAAAAUCACAGGCAUUAUUUAGAGGACUACAGAUCUAAGUAAAUAUUCGGCAUAACGUACCUGCCUUUUUUAGAACAGAUCCUAAUAGAUUGAGAUAAAUCCUAUUGAAUUUAUUAGUAAGUUCGAUUCAAGCGACAAUAAAUGGAAUUAUUGUAGUGUCUGCAAACAAAUCAACUUUGAUGCAGGAUCACAUUGAACUCAUGAUAAAAGUAAAUGCAUCAGAAAUGAAUUAAUCGGUGCUAAAAACUAUUGAUAAAACAGUGAGAUUUUUUAAAUCCUAAAAUUUAAUGACAUCUUCUAUGAUAGAUUUAGCAAAUGCAGGUCGAAAAUAUAGUCAAUCUAUAUUGAUAGCAUUUUGUUUAUCGCUUAGCAUUUCUACAAUUCCAUUCGAAUAUCAUUAUGAGAAAAACAUUGAUCACGAAGAGAUUUGUUUCAUAAUUUAAAUUUAAAACAAAAAUCCAAAUUUCUCAUAGCAAUUAAAUUUCAAAAGAUAGUCUGCUCUCAGCAUUCAACAAUUGAACUUUAAAAAGUCUUAUUAAAUUGAUCAAGGAUUCAAAAAACAUUAAUCAUCAGGAUAAAGUCUGUAUGAUAAACCCAGCAUAACAAUUUAGGGGUAAUUUGAAAAAUAGAAAUUUAAAAAAUAACCCUUACAGUAAUAGAAAUAGCAGUCAUAAUCCUAAGGUUUAGGUAAUCAACCACAAAGAAAAGAUUCUGCAAUGAAAUUAUCAACAUCUUUUGGAUAGCAAAAUUAAUCUCGUUUUAUUGUACCAAGGACUUCAUAAGGAGAUAUUGAUAUUGAUUUUCUACCCACUUUUAAAACAAUAAAAUCUUAGGAUCAAAGCAGGAAGAUUAAAUAGGUGAUUUCUCAUUCGAAAUCAGAUAUAUCAAUAGUAUCUGAGUAGGACUCAAAGGAAUCAAAAGGCGCAAAUGAGAGUUCCCAUAAUAGUUUAGACUUAGGAGUUCAACUGGAUUAAUUUUUAUACAAUAAGACUGGGAAAACAAAUGAAGAUGGUUCUCCUUUGGUAAUAAUGUAAUAAUCAAUAAAUUACACUUACAAUAACAAAAGAGACUCAGUCUUAACAUUUGGUGGAAGAUCAAGUAUCUUCUCAUCAAUGAGAUAUUCGGCUAGUAUAAUGUAACCAAACGAUUUAAUAGACUGUUUUGAAAAGAUGGAGAAAAUUAAACAAUAAAAAUACACUCAAAAAUGCUAAGUAAGGAUUGUAAUCUCAUAUUUGUAGUGCCCGAAAAUUCUGAUUUGUGAGUAAAACGAUUUCGAUUUAUAUGCUGUCUCUCAUCAACUUGGUAACAUUGGGAUGAAUUUUGAUUACAUCGUGUAGAGAACUCAAAUACACGAGAAAUUAAAAACUGCGUAUGAGGUUGAAAAGUCUUGUUGCAAGGGAUACUAAUUGAUAUUUAUUAGUGUAGAGUAUGUUGAUGAAGAAUUAGGGGAACAGUGUAACUUAAUUAAAAACAUCAACUCUGAAUUUAAGAAGGAAGCUCGAAUCAUAGGAUUAAUAGGGUUUCAGGAUGACGACAAUAGGAAUGCCAUAAAGAAGUUGCCCUUUCAUGAUUUCCUCUCAAAACCAUUGAUGAUAGAUGCGUUAUUGUUUAUAUUAGCUAAGUGGGUGAAAUUGUGA
Molecule: messenger RNA, 3382 nt
Organism: Paramecium octaurelia
Lineage: Eukaryota; Ciliophora; Oligohymenophorea; Peniculida; Parameciidae
Source: the annotation of a GenBank genome assembly